AUGGACCAAACUAUAGCUCUCUACUUCCUCCCAACAAUUCUCUUGGUCGUCAUAAUUUCCAAGCUCCUAAUCUCAUCCAAAAACAAACGACAUGAUGAACACACUAGCCUCCCUCCCAGCCCGCCGUCGCUGCCAAUCAUCGGCCACCUCCAUCUCCUGAAGGAACCAAUCCACAGAACCCUACAAACCCUCUCCCAACAGUACGGCCCAAUCUACCUCCUCUCCCUCGGCGUCCGCAAACUCGUCGUCGUCUCCUCCCCGUCGCUAGCCGAGGAGUGCUUCAACAAGAACGACGUCGUCCUCGCCAACCGGCCCAACAUGGUAGCCGGCCGAAUCCUCAACUACAACUACACCACCGUCGGGGCGGCACCCUACGGCCCGCUCUGGCGCAACCUCCGCCGCCUCACCGCCGUCGAGCUCCUCUCCACCGCCCGCCUCAACUCCUCCCUCGCCCUACGUCACGAUGAGGUCAGGCAUCUGGUCCGCGGCCUGUUUGACAAGGUUUCGGGUGCCGGGUCGGGUUACGGGGAGGUGGUGGAGAUGAAGUCGCGGCUUUCGGGUCUCUCGUUGAACAUAGUGAUGAGGAUGGUCGCCGGGAAGAGGUAUUUUGGGUCUGCGUCGGCGGAGGAAGGAGGAGGCGGCGAGGGGUUUCAGGAGGUGAUAAGCGAGGUGUUCGAGCUGAGCGGUGCGUCGAAUCCGGGGGAUUUCUUGCCGGUGCUGAGGUGGAUUGGCUACGGCGGGAUGGAGAAGAGGAUGUGGAGGGUUCUGGCGAAAUUCGACGCCGUUUUCCAGGGUUUGAUCGACGAGCGGCGGAAGGAUAAGAGCGCCGAGCAGAAGACGAUGAUCGAUACUUUCUUGGAUUUGCAGAAAUCGGAUCCUCAAACUUAUUCCGACGAUAUUAUCAAAGGUCAGGUCAUGACAAUGAUAACGGCUGGUACAGACACAUCUGCAACAACAAUAGAGUGGGCAAUGUCACUCUUACUUAAUCACCCGAACAUUCUCAAUAAGGCAAGAGCAGAGUUAGACGAUGUGGUUGGUAACAAUCGAUUGGUAGAGGAAUCGGAUUACGCCAAACUUCCUUACCUGCAAAACAUCAUCAACGAGACACUUCGACUGUAUCCAGCGGCACCUCUGCUAGUACCGCACUACUCCUCGGAGGACUGCACGAUCGGAGGUUACCACAUUCCUAAAGGGACGAUGUUAAUGGCCAACGCAUGGGCAAUUCAAAGGGACCCUAGCGUGUGGGACGAGCCGACGACGUUUCGGCCGGAGAGGCACGAGGGCAAGGAGGCGGAUGCGUACAAAUUGUUACCGUUUGGCAUGGGAAGAAGAUCGUGUCCCGGUACUGGGCUUGCGAAUAGAGUUGUGAGUUUGGCGUUGGGUGCGUUGAUUCAAUGCUUCGAGUGGACAAGGGUUGGUGAAGGGUUGAUAGACAUGUCGGAGGGGAAGGGACUCACAAUGCCUAAGGUUGAACCUCUGGUAGCUUUAUGCAAAGCUCGUGAGUGCAUGAAAGAUGUUCUGGUGACUGCAUGAGUAAUAUGUAAUCGUGACAAAUAUGAUGGUCUGGUGUAGAUUAUAUGGAGAAUUAUUGCAAGUUGGCUGCUCUUAAUUAUGAAUAAGAUAUUUUCGGGUAAUUAUGAA
Messenger RNA from Linum tenue, 1641 nucleotides. The record is from the annotation of a GenBank genome assembly. NCBI's taxonomy places the organism in Eukaryota, Viridiplantae, Streptophyta, Magnoliopsida, Malpighiales, Linaceae.